AUGGAUGUUAAUGUGAUCCCAAAUAAUAUGGAAAAAUACAUCUCAUUCUCACUGGGUAAGAAUCUGGUCUUCAUAGACUCUAUACAGUUCAUGGCUUCUUCACUGGAAGCACUGGUGAGUAACCUUUCACCUGAGGACUUCAGGAUAGUAGGUAAGAGGUGGAAGGGUGAGGACUUCAAUCUAGUGACACAAAAAGGAGUGCUCCCAUAUGAGUUCCUCGAUGAUAUUAGCAAACUCAAUACAGAAGGUCUUUCGAGCAAGGAUAAGUUCUACUCGUCACUGUAUGAGUCAGAGGUGAAGGAGGAAGAUUACCAGAGAGCUCUGAAAGUAUGGGAUCACUUCAAGAUGAAAACCAUGAGAGACUACCACGACCUCUACUUGGAGACUGACGUUCUUCUGCUGGCCGAUGUGUUUGAGAACUUCAGGAGAACAUGUCUGGAAAGUUAUGAACUUGACCCCGCACAUUACGUGUCAGCACCUAGUUUGAGUUGGGACGCUUUCCUGAAAAAGUCAGGUGGAGAAAUAGAACUCGUAAGCGAUAUGGAUAUGUUCCAGUUCUUCGAGAAGGAUAUGAGAGGUG
This is a messenger RNA of Paramuricea clavata, 580 nucleotides long. The record is from the annotation of a GenBank genome assembly. NCBI's taxonomy places the organism in Eukaryota, Metazoa, Cnidaria, Anthozoa, Malacalcyonacea, Plexauridae.